UCCAAGAUGGACGCUAGCUUGGAGAAGUUAUUGCAAAAUGAUGAAACAUUCAAGCAAUUCUUGGAAGAUAAUUUUGAUGACAGAACAUAUGCAAACAACAUAAUUCAAAGUCGUGCCAUCAGCGAGUCGCUUGCCAGGUUGGCAGAUGGAAUAAACCUUCUGGACAAAGAACUUCAUGCGCAGGUUGUUGAACACCAUGAAGAUCUUUUGCAACAGGCAACAGGAAUUGAAACAUUGGAAGGUGUUCUACAGAUGAUGCAAACCAGAAUAAACUCUUUGAAGGCUUCUGUUGAAAGGAUUCAACAGCAUGUUGUCGAACCAUAUUUUAAGAUUCAAUCAAGAACAGCUCAACUGCGUCGCCUUCAGGAAGCCUGUGAUAUCUUGAGAAGAGUUAUAAGAGUGCUUUAUCUGACCAAACGGCUUCAAGGUCAACUUCAGGGUGGAGCAAGAGAAAUCACUAAGGCUGCUCAAAGUCUCAGUGAACUGGAUUACCUUGUCCAAGGAGCAGACCUUUCUGGAAUCCAGGCAAUAGAAAAUGACUUGAAAGUGGCUGCCAAGGCAAGGGUAGAAGUGGAAAAUCAAGCACAGAGAAUGCUAGCUCAGGGCAUGGCAACACAGAAUCAAACCCAAGUAGCAACAGCUUUGCAAGUGUUCUACAACUUGGGCUCGUUAGCCAGCACAGUUAAUGAAGUGGUGGACAAGGUGAGGGAAAACCUGACAACCAGUGUUAAAGAAGCCUUGGAUCCUAACACUCUCUCACAGAUUCAACCUAAUGCAGGAGCAGGAGGUCCUGGGCGUGCAGCCAUUCCUACCCCAGGGAACACAGCAGCUUGGAGAGCCACUCUGUGGACCAGAUUGGAGCAACUUAUGGACUCUAUCUACUCUGCUUGUGGCCAGGUUCAUCAUCUUCAAAAGGUUUUGGCAAAGAAACGAGAUCCUGUAACUCAUGUUUGUUUUGUGGAGGAAUUGUUGAAGGAUGGGAAAUCUUGUAUCACCUCAUUCUGGAAUUCAGUUACUUCAAUUUUGACGGAAGAAUUCGCACAGGCUGCCCAAGCCUCCACUUUUUUGAAGCAAGCAUUUGAAGGAGAGUACCCGAAACUACUACGGCUUUACAAUGAUCUGUGGUCUCGGUUACAGCAAUUUAGUGGUGCCUCAAAUGCUCCUGCUCCUGGCAUUGUUCCUCAAAUUGAACCUUCCUUUAGUCUGUUUCCAAGCGCUGAGGACCAGUUUAGUUUGAGGCCAGAGCAAGCCCUGAAGAACAGCCUAGCCCCCUUUGAAAUUGCCUACCUGUCGAGAUCUUUAUCCAGAUUACUGGACCCAAUUAACCUGGUGUUCCCAUCUGGUGCGCGGAACCCUCCUUCCAAGGAAGAGUUAGCCAGUAUUGCCAAGACGAUUUCAAGUGAGCUGAGUGUGGCCAGUGUAGAUGUUGGACUCACAAUAACUGUAGCCAGAAAUGUCGCAAAAACAGUGCAGCUGUACACAGCAAAAUGUGAAGAACUGCUCGUCGCGGGGCCCGAAGGAAAUCAGUUAUAUGACCACGUGACUCCAGCUCAGCAAAAGAACGCUGCCAUUGUGAACAGUUUGUUUCAAUUACACCAAGCCGUGAUCAAGAUUGUGGAUGGUCUGUGGUCUCAGUCCCCUGGUGUUGCUGUGGAUGCAAUAUCUACCGGGUUACAGGGAAUUCUAGCGCUGAUUAAUUCGGCUUUGGAUCCACUGCUUGAUGCAAUCAGCCGUGAUUUGGAAAACCAUAUAUUCAAGAUGCAUUCCGAAGAUUUCACAAGUUCCACCUUGUCGCGUGACAUUGCUGAUAACCCGGAUGCGCCAUGUUCUGGUUACAUUCAAGACUUGCAGGAUUUUAUUAUACACGUUCAAAAGAACUACAUUGCACUUUAUGAGUGCAGAGAAAUUCUCUCGCAAAGGUUGGAAGAGAUCGUGUGUCGAACUAUUGAGCUGUUUGUUCGUCACGCCAGUCUACUUAGAGCCAUUGGCGAGGGAGGAAAACUGAAGCUUGCUGCUGACAUGGCUCAGAUUGAGUUUGCUGUUGGUCCAUUAUGCCACAAAGUGUCAGAUUUAGGAAAGUCCUACAAACUUUUGAGAUCUUUUAGACCUCUAUUAUUUCAAACCUCUGAAGAUAUUGUAAAUAAUCCGGCCCUUGGAGAAAGUCUUCCUCACAGUGUGGUAUUGCAUCAUUUGUUUUCACGCGCUCCAAACGAACUUAAAUCUCCUCACGAGGUGGCAGGAUGGUCAUUGGGUUUCUACUCUCAAUGGUUGGAUGAGCACACAUCAGAGGAAGAGAAACUUGCACUUAUUAAAGGCACACUGGAGGCAUACGUUCAGUCGGUCAGAUCACGUGGAGAAAAAGAAUUUGCACCAGUGUAUCCCAUCAUGCUGAGGAUUCUUCAAGCUGCGAGAGCUACACAGGGCUCCUAACACUUUGCUGACUGGAAGAAAAACAAACAAACAGA
Pocillopora verrucosa is the source of this 2465-nucleotide messenger RNA. Its product is annotated as conserved oligomeric Golgi complex subunit 5. Gene Ontology annotation, cellular component: COG complex. The record is from RefSeq and is a predicted model, not a curated record. Lineage: Eukaryota; Metazoa; Cnidaria; Anthozoa; Scleractinia; Pocilloporidae. Gene Ontology annotation, biological process: intra-Golgi vesicle-mediated transport.